Poecilia latipinna (sailfin molly) is the source of this 1891-nucleotide messenger RNA. It is a transcript of the gene camk2g2, whose product is annotated as calcium/calmodulin-dependent protein kinase (CaM kinase) II gamma 2. The transcript has 21 exons. The record is from RefSeq and is a predicted model, not a curated record. Gene Ontology annotation, biological process: protein phosphorylation. Bases 81 to 1715 code for a protein of 544 amino acids. Lineage: Eukaryota; Metazoa; Chordata; Actinopteri; Cyprinodontiformes; Poeciliidae. Gene Ontology annotation, molecular function: ATP binding; calmodulin binding; calcium/calmodulin-dependent protein kinase activity.
CCCUCUUCUCUCUUCCCCUCCCACUCCACGCUCUGAGAUCAAGCCUCUCUUCCCCUCUCCGAGCCUUCACUUCAGUCAACAUGGCCACACUUGUAACCUCCACCAGGUUCACAGACGAGUAUCAGCUGUACGAGGAACUCGGAAAGGGGGCCUUCUCCGUCGUCCGCCGCUGCGUCAAGAAAUCCACCGGACAGGAGUAUGCUGCUAAAAUCAUCAACACCAAAAAGCUCUCCGCCAGAGAUCAUCAGAAACUGGAGCGAGAGGCCAGGAUCUGUCGAAUGCUCAAACAUCCAAACAUAGUGCGACUCCAUGAGAGCAUUGCAGAGGAAGGCUUCCAUUACCUCGUCUUUGACCUCGUCACCGGAGGAGAGCUGUUUGAGGACAUCGUUGCGAGGGAGUACUACAGCGAGGCGGAUGCCAGCCACUGCAUCAAUCAGAUCCUGGAGAGCAUCAGUCACAUCCACCAGCACGAUAUCGUCCACAGAGACCUCAAGCCAGAAAACCUUCUCCUCGCCAGUAAGAUGAAGGGAGCAGCUGUGAAGCUCGCGGAUUUCGGACUUGCCAUCGAGGUGCAGGGGGACCAGCAGGCGUGGUUCGGUUUCGCUGGAACUCCUGGAUAUUUGUCGCCCGAGGUUUUGAGAAAGGAUCCGUACGGCAAGCCGGUGGACAUCUGGGCAUGUGGUGUGAUCCUCUACAUCUUGCUAGUGGGAUACCCUCCAUUUUGGGACGAGGACCAACACAAACUGUAUCAACAGAUCAAAGCUGGCGCCUAUGAUUUUCCGUCCCCAGAGUGGGACACGGUGACCCCCGAGGCCAAGAAUCUGAUCAAUCAGAUGCUGACCAUUAACCCUGCCAAAAGAAUCACUGCUGACCAGGCCCUCAAGCAUCCCUGGGUCUGCCAACGCUCCACUGUUGCCUCCAUGAUGCAUCGUCAAGAAACCGUUGAAUGUCUGCGCAAGUUCAACGCCAGGAGAAAACUUAAGGGAGCUAUUCUCACAACAAUGCUGGUAUCCAGGAACUUUUCAGUGGGACGGCAGCACACCAGCCCUGCCGCCACCACCAGCACGGCAGCAAUGGCUCAGGAAGCGUGCAAAACCUUGCUAAACAAAAAGUCGGACGGUGUGAAGUCGCAGGGAAACAACAGUAAAAACAGUGUAGUAAGCAGCAGCAGCAGCACCAAAGACAGCAGCAUGUCAUCGUCCGCGCCAAUGGAAGCCCAGACAACUGUUGUACACAACCCAGCAGACGGCACCAAGGGCUCCACAGAGAGCUGUAAUAACGCCGAAGAGGAGGAGAUGAAAGGUAGGAAAGCUCGGAAACAAGAGAUAAUAAAGAUGACGGAGCAGCUAAUUGAAGCCAUCAACAAUGGAGAUUUUGAUGCUUACACGAGAAUCUGUGAUCCUGGACUGACUUCUUUUGAGCCAGAAGCUCUUGGAAACCUGGUGGAGGGCAUGGACUUUCACAAAUUCUACUUUGAGAAUCUUCUGAGUAAAAACAGCAAACCGGUCCACACCACCAUCCUCAACCCCCACGUGCAUCUGAUCGGCGAGGACGCCGCCUGCAUCGCCUACAUCCGCCUGACGCAGUACAUGGACAGCCAGGGGCGGCCUCGAUCCUGCCAAUCGGAAGAGACCCGCGUGUGGCAUCGGCGCGACGCCAAGUGGCUCAACGUUCACUUCCACUGUUCAGGAGCACCGGCUGCACCGCUGCAGUGAACGGACAGCCCAGGCCCAGGUUUGCCUGAACUUUAAAGCUACUUUUCUUUCCCUCCGAGGUCGGAGUGGAACCUGGAUCCUGGCUGGGACGAGGCUGCACGGGAUACUCAAAAGUGGGGAAAAUAUUACAAUUUUUGAAAAGUAAAGAAAACAAAACAAAACAAAAAAAAACACGU